Molecule: messenger RNA, 5604 nt
Organism: Bursaphelenchus xylophilus (pine wood nematode)
Lineage: Eukaryota; Metazoa; Nematoda; Chromadorea; Rhabditida; Aphelenchoididae
Source: the annotation of a GenBank genome assembly
AUGAGUCACACAAAAAAUUGUUUCACCAGAUUGAGUUGUCGAAAUUGCGAAGAGCAACAUCAUACCUUUUUAUGCCCGAAAACUGCAAAAUUCAAAGCCAGCAACAGCAAUGCAAUCCCUCUGGAGAGAUCAACUCCAUCAUUUACUCCAAUCACGCCAGCGGCGCCACAAAUCGCAAAAACCAAAAAUGCACAGCUUUCUCAAUCAGCAGCGCCUUUUACUAUGGGCAGCGGACCACACAUAACCUUGUCCACAAUAUCGUCUGAAGAAUCAAUAACCUCUUUGAGCAAUCAACUCCUUGUUAGCCCCUUUACCGCGCUCGGAUAUCCAACCCUUGUCACGUCUCACUGUCUAUUUGACACAGGAGCAAACAAGAAUUUCAUCACGGAUCAGUUGGCUACUCUUCUGAGUCUGCCCUCGAUAAGCGAGGUAAUGGUCGAUAACAUAUCUUUUGGAGGAACUUCUCCUCGAAAAAUUCGAUGUAAAAAAUACAACGUUGUUCUCAAAUUGGCGUCGGGGAAUACCAUGUCCGUUGAAUGCCUCUCAAUGCCAGAGAUCACAGGCAAAAUUCCGAAGUCUUCCCUCCAUCCUUCCUCAUUGGCUUUCGAGGAUGAGUCAAGUUCUAUCCAGAUUCAUCUACUACUCGGAAAUUGUACCGUUUGGUCUCUCAUUUCGGGCCCUUCGUUUUCGGACUCCAAGGGCGAUCGGUUCAUUCCCACCCUUCUGGGAAACCUCGCAAUUCCUCAAAUGCCUAUCGAAAAUCGCGUCCACUCUCUCUCUUCGAUUUCUUCUAACGCGCAAAAAGAUGAGGACCCCUCUCAAUCGUUUCGGCAACUUAUUCGUUAUGACACCAAAGCUCAAAAGUACUUUGUGUCACUUCCGUGGAAGACUUGCACUCCACAUCUCGGUGACGACCACUUUUGGCUGGCAUUCGGUCGUCUGAAAAGUCUACAUCAGACACUUCGAGUAGAAGGAUUUUUAGAUGAUUUCGACGAAAGCAUUUCCGAAUUAUUACGAAAACAAUACGUCGAAUUGUGUACAAAAUUUCGACCUAAGGAUAUCACCACCCCUCUAAGAUACUUGCCUUUACAGGCGGUACACCGCCCAAACAAAAAACUCCGAGUAGUUUACGACGGAGCGGCCAGAACAAAGGCAUCCAAAGCUAUUAAUGAAUUUCUUGACACAGGGUAUAAUGACCUUCCCACAAUUCCCACCGUCUUAACUCGUAUCCGAUGCCUCAAGCACUUUCUUAUCGCGGACGUGUCCGCAGCUUUCAACCAAGUUGGGAUCGAGGAAGAAGACAGAGAUGCUCUUCGGAUCUUGUGGUUAAAAGACAAAGAAAAAGAUGUUAGCCAAUCAAACUUGUCAAUCCUUCGGUUCAAAGUUCUACCAUUCGGCCUAACCUGUGCCCCAGGGAUCUUAUCCGCGGUUCUCCACAAACAUUUGGAAAAUUUCGGAGAGUUAGGCAAAGAAGUCGAACAAACCCUGUACGUCGAUAAUUUUGCUAUUUCUUGCUCAGCCGAGUCAUUUGAAGACAAGUUCAACGCAAUCUCCGACAUCUUUCGAGCAGCCAACAUGAAGCUUCAUGAUUUCAACAGCAACUCCGAUGCGAUUCGUGCUCAACUUAAUUCAAGAGGUCAUGAGACCCCCAUCAUUACGAAAAUUUUGGGCGUUCAUGCUGAUUUGAGAGCCGAUUUGUUUUUCGUAGUCUUCCCUGAAAUUGAGGAAGGCAUGGUCCCAACUAAGCGCACAGUGCUUCAAAAGCUGUCCAGCGUUUUUAACCCGCUGGGCAUGGCCGAACCAGUCCUCUUGCUUGCGCGCCUGUUAAUUCAAGAGAUUUGGAAACACAAGAUUCAUUGGGAUGAAUCACUUCCACAUCCGCUGGCGUCAAAAUGGUAUCAUAUUUGCGCUGACUGGAAUUCCAUAUCCUUGCCCUUCAGUCGUUAUUUUGAUUUGAGUGGCGCUCAAUCGAUCGAGGCACACGUAUUUGUAGACGCAUCCUCGGUGGGACGAGGCACAGUGGCCUAUUUAAGGGUCGCACAUCUGGAUCGCGUCGCUGUACAUUUCUUCUCCGCGAAGAGCAGGUUGAUCCCAACAAAAUCAGUCAUCUCUAUUCCCAAAUUAGAGUUUGCGGAACUGGUCCUUGGAGCAGAAACUUUAAUGACAAUAAGGAAAAGCAUGACAAUACAACCAGAUGGGCUUUAUCUGUGGAGCGAUAGCAAGGUAGCAAUAGCGUGGGCAAAAAGAGAUUCAACGAAAGGAAUGGAACUUUACGUUUCUAAUCGCUGGAAACGUCUCAGAAAUUGCCAGGACAUAAUUAUUCAACAUGUACCCGGUUUCAUGAACAUAGCCGAUGUCGGCUCUAGAGGAUGCACUCUGGCUGAAUUAUCCAAAAACGAAGACUGGCAGCGAGGCCCUAGUUGGUUGAAGGAUAAAGAAAAAUGGCCCGUCCAAGACCCACCAAAUGCUCUAGUUGACACCGUGAUCACAAAUGUGACAAUCUCAGACAUGCCUCCAAAUCCCCCUCCAUUCAUUCUUAAUCCAGACAGAUUUUCAAAUUGGAAUACUUUUUUCCGGUCUGCUACUUUGGUUUUUCUUUUUCUUUGCCAAUCAUCGAAAACCUUUGCGCAAAAACUGGCCAAAUUCGAUCCCAGCGCACCCUUUUCCCCCGCAUCUUCCCGCGUCGUUUUUCUCCACCUAUUGUUCAUGGCACAGCAGGCAUGUCCCCCGACCGAGGAAGAAAUAAAAAAUUACGGCCUUAUUUUGGAGAACGGACUUCUUGUUCGAAAAACUCGGCGUUUAAUCGAGGGCACAGAUUCAACAUUCAAUCCCCCAUAUCUCCCCAAAAAAUCCCCUUUUGUAAAGCUUUACAUCGCGUAUUUACACCAAUCACACCAUCACUCCUCAUAUGAGUACACCCUGCACGUGCUCAAGUCCCAGUUGUUUAUGCCUAAGCCCCGUACAUUGAUAAAAACAACUGUAAGAGAAUGCGCACACUGUAAACGCUUCACAGCUCAGCCAUAUGCGCAACCACCUUUCGCGAAUUUUCCGCCAAAGCGAACGUCCCGAUCAGCUCCCUUUACUCACACAGCAGUGGAUUUUUUCGGCCCGCUAAUUACAUCGGAUGGAAACCACACCUCAAAGAGGAUGGUAGCCCUUUACACUUGUUUUUCGACUAGAGCCCUCUGGCUUGACCUAGUUGAAGAUAACACAGCAGAGAAGUUCUUGAAUUCCCUGCGGCGAUUUACUUCCACCCGGGGCUGCCCCAUCUCAUUCUAUUCGGAUUCAGCCAAUAAUUUUCUUAUCACUUCGCAAAUAAUCAAUAAGGACCCAGUAUCAGCCGUUUUGACACCAGAUCCAUCAAUUGGCCGGUUUCUUCAAGAACAAAAAAUAAAAUGGGAUUUUAUUCCAAGUAAAGGAAGCUUCAUGGGUGGCAUUUACGAACGUCUCGUUGCUUUAUGCAAAUCAACAUUACAUAAGUCGCUAGGCCGCCGACUUAUUCCAGACGAUGAACUACGAACACAACUACUGGAAUGCGCAAGCAUAAUAAAUUCUCGUCCACUUUGUUAUCAAGCCGAGGGUGAUACCCCCGUCCUCACGCCAAACGACUUCCUCGGAGUAAUGCCGAAGCAGCUCCCGUAUCCUACAGACAACGAUGACGACCCCGACUGGCUGCCCGAGAACGAUGAUUCUGCGCGCGCAGCGCUCUUAAAACGAUGGAAAGACUCAAAUUCGCGUCUUGAAAAAACGUGGAAUUAUUGGAAUAAAGCAUACGUAACUACACUGCAAGAUCGCGUCAAAAAUACACACGAUAACCCCCAUCUUUCUGUCAAGUCUUUUCCUCAACUCAAUGAGAUUGUGAUUCUGCAGGAGGAUAAAACACCCCGCCAAUCAUGGAGAUUAGGCCGCGUUUCUGAAAUUUCAAGCAACCGUCACGUGAAAAUUGCGCUGGGCGAACGAAACGGUCAAAGAAAAACCGUUGCACGCCCAAUCAAUCGGAUCUGUCCACUAGAACUUCGCGCUUUCUCAACUUGUCUAAUCUCUCUAUUAUGUCUGGUGCGUUUAACCUUGUCUUGUUCAGAUUUAGCUGUGUUGACGGGACAGGCUCAGGAUUGUCAAAUUUCGGAUGUAAUCAAAUGCCGAUAUCAACAAAGCACGCUGUUUCCGGUCACGCCAUCAACGCAAACAGUAUGUGCAGAACUCCGCGCACCAAAUAAUGAAGCCUCAACACGAUUGGUGAUCAAGCUGAAAUCCGUUAAGUACAAAUGCCAUCGAUCGACUCUCGCGUAUACUAGACAGGUGGCUGCACACGUGGUGAAAUCCGUCCGUUGCGACCAGGCUCUAGGGUCCGAAUGUUUCUCCAACUUUUGCGAAUCCACGAAAUCGGAGACAAAAAUCCCGUCCUUUGGAGAUCAGCCGAACUCAGCACCUGGACAUACGAACUGCUUCAGAAGAUGCGGAUGUGCGUGGUGCGGUUGCGGAUUAUGCUCAGAAGGAUGUUUGUUCUACCGAUACUUCCUGGAAAGUGAUGUACCCGACAUUUUUACAGUAUUUUCAUGUCCAUCAUUUACACCUACGGUAGUAGGUGAAUUUACUCUGAAUAAUAUCACUAAGAAAUUUGUUCUUACUCCAGCCUUGCCAUAUCAUUUUUCUAACAUUACUUUAACAGUCGCAUCUCUCUCAACUGCCCCUGCUCCAAUUUUUAAUUCCAUGUUUCUUCAAAACCUUCGAUCUAAUUCUACUGCUAUAAUCCCAGAAACUGUCCGAUCUUCUCCUUCCAAUCCAUUAUCUGUAUAUCCAUGUGCAUCAGCAUCAGCUGCAAGAGACAUGUCAUGCCCAGUACGCAGGGACAUCUGUCGCUGUUCGCCUGAUUCAUAUGACCCUCAUUGUUCUUGCCAUGUCUUAGAUCUCCCUGAAAUCCUUCGUUCGGACCAUGCGCUGCCGCUCAGGCGGGGGGACCUCAUGCUCUCAGAGCACGAUGGCGAAGUGUUGGUGACCGCUUCUACUCCACUACAGCUUCAAAUACAAAUCAACGAAACUCUCGUUUUGCAAACACACCUCUCUACCUGCACUAUUGAGGACACCAACAUAAUCGGAUGCCUAGAUUGCACAGAAGGAGCCACAAUGUCAAUGAAGUGUUCUACCAAUUUUGGACCCACCACCGCCAGAUUCGAAUGCGACAGUACUAUUAUAAAGGAAAUCGAGUGUAUAACUGGGGAAAGAAUAUCAACCUCCAUCUACUCCACUACCUCCGACAUCAACGAAGAUUGUAAGGCAAUUUGCGUGGGAGGCGAAACCCAAUUCUCCCUGAAGGGCAAGUUGGCUAUAGCGCAGCCCAUUAUCCCAUCAGAUAUGGAACGGGCGGCCAAGGACCUGACGCCAGAAGUCGUCAGCGUGUGGGAAGCAUUGAAGGAUAUCUGGGGUUCUUAUAAAACAAUAUUCAUAACAGUUCUGUCUGUAGGAUUGUUUCUGAUCGCCGUCUAUCUACUCCAAUUGUUUAUCCCCCUGUUCAUGUUGGCCGGGGAGUGUCUCCGAAAUAGACAGCCCCGCCCCCAAUUGACCCCUCUGCCUUUCCGCCGUGUCCACGGCGGUCAAAGGCCUUGA